Molecule: messenger RNA, 1416 nt
Organism: Penicillium mononematosum
Lineage: Eukaryota; Fungi; Ascomycota; Eurotiomycetes; Eurotiales; Aspergillaceae
Exons: 5
Coding region: 1-1416 (471 amino acids)
Biological process (GO): transmembrane transport
Cellular component (GO): membrane
Molecular function (GO): transmembrane transporter activity
Source: RefSeq, a predicted model, not a curated record
AUGGCACCUCUGGGAGCCAAAUUGAGGUUUGUGAUCACUGCGGGCGUUGGAUUCUUCGCGGAUGGAUAUCUCAACUUGACGAUUGGACUUGUGGUACCAAUCCUGGGAUAUCUAUACUUCCAAGAUGGCAAGGUACCGACAGUCGACAGCGACAUUAUGAAAGGUGGCCUGAGCUUGGGCAUGGUAGUUGGCCAGCUUCUUUUUGGGGUUUUGAGCGAUGUUUGGGGUCGCCAUACUAUCUAUGGUAAAGAGCUUCUCCUUACUAUAUCCGGAACCUUGAUGGUAGUCUUGUUACCUUGGAACCGGAUGUCGGCCCAGUCUGUGACGGCGUGGAUUGCAGUAUUUCGUGUUGUGACCGGGGUUGGAACUGGGGCUGACUAUCCAUUAUCUUCAUCUUUAUCGGCAGAAAAGUCACCAUUUGGCUCCCGUGCUAUCCAAGUGUUGACUGUCUUCUCGAAUAUCGGCCUUGGUAAUACGGCAGCCAGCAUUGUGUUUCUGACCUUGCUCAAGGCAUUCGAGGGCUCGAUAGCCAACAAUCUGAGCCAUCUCGAAUGGAUCUGGCGCUUGCUACUGGGUAUUGGAAUUGUACCAGCAGCGUUCACUCUCUAUGCCCGGUUGACGAUCGCGGAGACACUGCCCUAUAAGCAAUAUGUCUGCGAUGACACAUCUGGGAAGAAACGCACAUUCAAGAAGCAGUGGGAAGACUUUUGCGAAUACUUUAGUCACUGGAAACAUGCCAAAGUGCUAUUCGCAACGGCAGGCUCCUGGUUCUUGUUCGAUAUCGCAUACUACGGUAUCAACCUCAACCAAAGCAUUAUACUAGCCAGAAUCGGUUAUGCAAAUGGAGCAACAACCUGGCAGACCCUGUACAACACUGCGGUGGGCAAUAUAAUCAUACAGGCGGCAGGCUACCUCCCCGGAUUCUACGUCGGCAUCUUCCUUCCUGAUUGUAUCGGUCGUGUACGCCAACAAUUCUGGACAUGUAUCGUGGUGUGCAUACUUUAUGCUAUAUGGGCUGGAAUCAGCACACAGAGCGCACACUCCCCGACAGCUGGCUUGAUGAUUAUCUUUGCCCUCUCGCAGUUUUUCCUGACCGUUGGCCCCAAUUGCACGACGUUCCUGAUUCCCGCAGAAGUGUUUCCAACGCGGGUUCGAGGAACAGCACAUGGAAUAUCUGCUGCUGCUGGAAAAUGCGGCGCAAUUAUAACUGCAUUUGCUUUCGGUACUGUCGAAGACACAAUCGGCUUGGAGGGUGUCCUUGGGCUGUUCUCGGGCAUUAUGCUUCUCACUGCUCUCGUAACCUUGCUGAUACCCGAGACCAAGAAUCAAACUCUUGAGGGCAUUGAAAAUGAUGAGCUCUAUAGACCAAGCAGUUGUAGCCAACGCCUUUGCCGUGAUAAGGCCACAAUAUCUUGA